This is a messenger RNA of Notodromas monacha, 370 nucleotides long. The record is from the annotation of a GenBank genome assembly. NCBI's taxonomy places the organism in Eukaryota, Metazoa, Arthropoda, Ostracoda, Podocopida, Cyprididae.
GGAAGAAGCAAUGAUGGAGUAUUUGAAGAUCGCCCAGGACUUGGAAAUGUAUGGAGUGAACUACUUUAGCAUCAAGAACAAGAAAGGUACGGAUCUCUGGCUCGGCGUUGACGCCUUGGGCCUGAACAUCUACGAAAAAGACGACAAGCUUACCCCGAAAAUCGGGUUUCCGUGGUCCGAAAUCCGUAACAUAUCCUUCAAUGACCGCAAGUUUGUCAUCAAGCCGAUCGACAAGAAGGCACCCGACUUCAUCUUUUUCGCACCGAGGCUGAGGAUCAACAAGCGUAUCCUGGCGUUGUGUAUGGGCAACCACGAGUUGUACAUGCGUCGAAGGAAGCCGGACACGAUCGAAGUGCAACAGAUGAAGGCC